AUGAUGAUGACCUGUUCAGGAAAUAAAUACUUGGCGUUAGUUAACUUUGUCAAAUAUUGUAAGAAGCAUUACAGUCGGGUGAGCAGGAGUAGUAACCGCAGAAGGGGCAAAAACAAUGGGGUAGCUAUCACAGAGUCGAGAGGAACAUAUACAUAUGAUAUAGACAAGAGCAGCAACAGUAACAGCAAUAACAGAAAUAAUAGCAAUAACAGCAAUAACAGCAAUAAUAGUAACAAUAAUAGCAAUAACAUCAAUAACAGUAACAACAGUAACAGUAACAACAGUAACAACAGUAACAGUAACAACAGUAACAACAGUAACAUGUAUAAAAAAUCAGUAUUUUACGAAGAGAUUAAUGAUAAAAGGAAUGCAGAAAACAAUACAAAUAUAUUACAAAUAAUAAAAAACAGCCAAAUAGAAAAUUUCAAUAUUUAUGAUUGCACUCUUUUUUUAAAUUAUUUAAUAAAGAAUAAAAAGAAUAAGGCAUUUAGCAAUGAACUGAAACAUGUUAACAAAAUAAGAUUAAGUUCAUAUCUGUAUAAAGUGUCUAUAUGCAAAAUAAUGAAAAACAUUUUAACAUUUGAGCCGAGAUAUGUUUAUUCUUUUUUCAUUAAAUUUUCCGAACUUCGAGAUUUAAACUCAGUUGAAUGUUUAUUUUUGCAUAUUUACAAUAGACACUUAAAUUAUUUUUCCCUUUAUUACUUAACUGAAAUUAUGUAUAAUAUUGCUAUAUUGAAUUGUUCUUUUCCAAAAAAUGCAGGAAUUUUGAGGGAGUUUUUAGACUAUCUAACAUUAACCAUUAUUAAGGAAAAUAAAAAUAUAAAAAAUUUUGAAAAAAAAAUUAAGAAUAAAAUAAACAUACAUCUUACGAAUGAUAGUAAAAAGCCUGUUUAUAUAAAAAGCUUUACAAAUAAAAAAAAAAGGUACACACAAAAGUGCAGUAGUCAGGAUUAUGCUAUCAUUGCGGCAUGUGAUCCUAUUAAUAUAUGUUAUACCAAAGGAAAAGAGGAACAUAGUGUACUACAACUACACGAUGAUAAGAACAAACAGAUAGGAAUUACAAAAGGGAAUAAAAAAGUACGAAUGAAAUUUAACCUAGACUCCUUAUCGAACGUUAUGUUAUAUAAACUAAUUUACGGUCUUGCAAAAAUAAAUCAUAAUAAAGAAUUAGUUAAGGAUCUCUUUGUUUUGUUAAUACCAUAUCUACGAUAUCUUAUUCAAAAUAAAAAUUAUGUAUAUUGCAAGGAGAGAAAUGAUAUUAUUGUAAAAAUUAUAUGGGCGUUUGCUUUUCUACAUAUAAGGCAUAUUAAUCUAUUUCUUGAUUUUUCCUUAUGCCUCCAACUUAUUCUACCAGAAUUAGAAUUAACAUAUAUUAAAAUUGCUAAACAAAUUUAUGAAAAUUUACUCCUUUUUGAUGAAUUGUUAUUGGAUAAAUUAGAACAAAGGAUCAACCAGUUGGAAAAUAUUUCUCCUGAACAACAAUUUUCUCAACCCAGAAAAAAGCAAUUCAAAAAAAAGAAAAAACGAGUAGCAAUUACGGACGAAAUUAAAUUUAGUGUAAAGAAGCGAAAAAAUUAA
Molecule: messenger RNA, 1578 nt
Organism: Plasmodium malariae
Lineage: Eukaryota; Apicomplexa; Aconoidasida; Haemosporida; Plasmodiidae
Product: conserved Plasmodium protein, unknown function
Exons: 1
Coding region: 1-1578 (525 amino acids)
Source: RefSeq, a predicted model, not a curated record